AGGAUUUAAGAAAUAUGGGAAAUCCUCCGAAGGAUCUACGUGAUAUUUAUUGGAACUCUUAAAAUUUCUUGAACAGUAUAAGGAAUACUGGAACCAAAGAUACAGACAUGUCAUAUAACUCCAUUAUGGGAGACCUUCUCCUGACCAAUGCAGCAACUUCAAGAGGAGAUUAUGCAAAAAAUAAGAAGGUUUCGUGGAUUGUGAAAUCCUCAAGGAAUAUAGUCUAUGUAAUGAAGCGAUUUCAAUACCUAAUUCUGAGAUGUUUUUCUCCAUGGCUGCUAUACAACACAUUUAUUCUGGAAAAGAUACCAAAACUCAAAGCCCAUAGUUCUUGUAACACAUAUAACUGUGGCAAUUCCUCAUUAACAUGUUCUUUAAAUGCGGACAUCAUGAAAGAAAGAAGCAGAGUAUUUCAUUUAGAAAAUGAAAUGGGAAAUUUUGAUCCAGAAUGUGAAACUACACAUACACAUGAAAACAAUUACUCUUCUACAACACUGUUGCUGGAUGAAGUGUGUGAGAGAAAAGACCAGUGUUAUGUUGCUGAGGAGUUGGAUGUUAGCUUCUUGGAAUUGUCAGACAGUGAGGAAGAUUCUGAUCUAGAAGUGGAGAAUAUGGAAUACGAAAUGUCCUUUAACAUAGAGUCGCCUAAUGAAACAGAGGAGUCGUAUAGACAGAGAGGCAAACAUCGCCAAGAUAGUAUUGUCAUUGAAGUCUCUGACACAGAAGAAGGAAUAACAACUCCAAAGGGGACAGCCAGGACAUAUUGGUCUAGUUCUUGUUUUGAUAGAGAUUAUACCAGUCCAAUUGACACAGAUUUCAAUUCUAAACAGCAAACGUACCAGCAUCCAAUUUUUACUAGUAAUUCUUUGGAAGAGAGACAGAGAAAAGUUUUCUGUGACUCUGAGUCCAAUCAGUGGGACAGUCAAGAUAGUUCAUUUUACUCCAACAGUUUUGUCUCAUCGGGAGGAUUGCAUUCUCUGAAGUUUCAAGAAAAUCUUGAUUGUAAAGAGUACCUUCGUGUUUCAGAGAAAGUUAUUUGUUGGGAAGAAAACGCUUAUGUUGAUAUGUCUGAACAUGAUGUGAAUUGUAUUGUUGAAAACAUAACUGAAAAUUUCCAUUCAUCUCAAGAACAGAAAAGUAUAAAACCCUUACCUGAAAAAUUAAAAGGCAAAGUUGAUUUUGAAGAUCUUAUUCAACAUGAUGUCAAAAAUGAAAUUCAUCCUUUUUUGUGCAUUAUGCUUUGUGCUUUUCUCUUGAAUCUAAGUGUAAUAGCUGCAGUCUUUACACAGUCUAAAGAAAAUGUUCUCAAAUUUCAAGUGGAGACUCUGAAGAAAAAAAAGAAGAAAAGGAAGAUAUUACAUGUAUCUAAGAGAAAGAAACGACAAAGGCAAAGAAUUCUAAGAGAAAUCAUUAACUGGCAGAUAAGUCUAAGAAGAAAUACAACUGUUAUGUAUGAUUUCCAAACCCAGAAUAUUUACCCAUCCAGAACAACGGGAAACACAAGACUAAAUCAGAUAGCUAACGAAGGCUUGGAGGGUGGAGAACGUAAUGAUAUAGUACAGAGUCGACCCGCAGAGGCAGAUCCAAGUAUUGGGGAACAGAUGCAGAAUGGGAUACUUAAUGGCAACUUUGCAACAUUUCCCAGGUAUGUAGCAGAAAGAAAUCAAACUGGAAAUAUGGAUGCCAAUAGGCAGUUCUACUCCAGUCCCACAAUGGGGACAGAGAGACCUCAGGUUGACCCCCUCACAAGGUCCCUACCAGCUAUUUACACAGUUGUGCCACAGGUGGGGGAUAUAUCGGUCACUGAGGCCCUCCCAGUCAUAGAAGAGAGUGAGAACUCCAGUUUGCGGAGCACAGAAAAUAAUGCUGUCCCUUUAUCAGAAGAGGGGCAGUCACAGGGGAGGACAACAGAGGAGGCAAUUUCUAAUCCCUCCCACCCUUCAGUACCCCCAGAAGCAGAUGGUGCAUCUAUGACAUCAACAGAGACCCUCAGUAGCUUCUUCAGCAGUGUCUCACUGUCAUCUGUUGAGGAAGACGAGGCGUUCCGAUACGAGUGGAUCAGACUGAAGACUUUCUCCAGCUGGCCCCUGACGUCCCUUUUCUCCACGGUAAUGGCUCGUGGUGGGUGGGUGGCACUGGGGGAGGGUGAUGGAGCCAGAUGUUACAGCUGUCAUGUUGUCCACGAGGGAUGGAAGAUUGGUGAUAAUCCAUUAGAUUUCCAUGAUAGACACUGCAGAUUUCUACAAAGUGUGUCCGAUAAUGUCCCCAUUAUUCGGGAGGAACCUACUCCUACUCUAAGAACAAUAGAGAGGGACCGUGAGAGACUCCCUGAGAGCAGUGAUGUAGUACCCCAGGGAAACGUGACACAGCAGGUGCCCCGGUCUGAGGAGGAGAACAGAAACAUUGUGAUGAAUCUGAUGUCUAAAGACGUCGGGGAACCUUUCCAGGAAGAGAGAGGGAACCUGGUGGCUGUGAGCAGUAACCCGCGGGAUGUGACAUCACACUCAGAGGUCAGCUGUAACCCGAGGGACGUGACUCCAAAUUUAGAGAACUCAGAGAGACCUCCUGCUUAUAAUUCAUCGUACACAUCCAGACCUCCUCCCCAACUAGUUGCUCCUGUGGAAUCUAACCCCGUACUGAAGCAUAGCCCCUCAAAUCCACAGGGUUAUUCUGCAGCAGGCCCCCCACCCCUACCCUCAGGUAGAGAGGCUCAGUUAGAGGCACUGAGGAGGGACCCCAUGGGGAUUAAUUUCGACCGCCCUAAGUACCCGUCCUACGCCAUUCUAGCUGUCCGAAUCAGCUCCUUCACUGAUUGGCCGGCAUCUAUGACACAAACUCCACGUGACAUGGCCCUGGCCGGGUUCUUCUACGCUGGAUAUGGAGACUAUACCCGUUGCUUUUUCUGUGGAGGGGGACUGAGGAACUGGGAGGCGGGGGACGACCCCUGGGUUGAGCAUGCUCGCUGGUUCAGUAAAUGUGCGUUCGUGCGACAGAAUCGUGGACAACAGUUUAUUGACCUUGUUCUGAGACGAGCAGCGGAGAUGGAGGAACAGAGGUCACAGGAUGAAGCGGGAAACUCGCAGACAAACACACAGACAAACACACAGACAAGUAAUGCUGCCCAGGCUCUGUCUAAGGAGGAGAAGAUCAUGAAGUCGGCGGCUGUUAUCAGCAUCAAGGACAUGGGGUACAGCGAGGAGACGAUUAAAACAGCCAUCACCACCAUCAAAAGCAGGCUACCCAGAGGGAAACACAAGGUCUCUGCUCAAGAAAUCUUGGAGGUCAUAUUUGAAUUGGCGGACAGUCAGAGAGCAUCAGAAAAUUCCAGCAGCCAAUCAGAGCCACAGAGAAAUGUUGACCAAUCAGAAUCCUCCUCCACACCUGCUGUCCAAUCAGAAGCUAUCACAGAGAAUGUUACAAAUAAUAUCAGCCAAUCAGCUUCCACAACAGAUAAGACUGACCAAUCAACAGGUGAAGAGACUGCAACAACAGGAGCUUCUAAUGCAGGUGAAGCUGGCACUGGAGAAAAUAUUUCCAAUUUUUUAUCUAAUCCUACUUUUGAUGAAUUGACAUCCUUGAGACAGGAGAACACGAGUCUGAAGGACCAGAUUAUCUGCAAGAUAUGUAUGGAGAAGAACGUGUCCAUUGCCUUCCUGCCGUGUGGUCACUUGGCCUGCUGUGCCGACUGUGCUCCUGCCAUGAGGAAGUGUCCCAUCUGUAGGGAGUUUGUCAGGGGCACUGUCAAAACCUAUCUUGUAUAAACUUUCAGAGGUGUGGGGAUUUAUGAAGAGGUCCUUUCAAAACUUUUUAGGUCACCUAGUGAUUCAGGUGACCUAUUGCUAUCUGUUUCCAUCUGUCGGUGUGUAGCACUGUGUACCAUGCAUCAGUCCAAAACUUUGAAACUUUGAACAUUUUCCACUUCUGUUCUUAACCCGAGGGCUUUGCAAAGAAUUGAUAUUGAGCUUUUUAUUUCAUAGGAAGUGUAAGUUUAGGUAAACUAUAUUAGAUAAAAGAUAAACUGGGAGAAAAAGCCAGUAAUACAAGUCAGGAUAAGUCACCUUCAGAAAAAUGAGUCCAUCAUAUCCUCUGAAGUUACCAUUUUGCUUCAGUUUGAGAUUCAAUUUUGUUGCCUCUUCCCAUAUACUGUUACUGUUUAUGUGAACAAACACCAUAUAUCAGGGAUGUGUUAUAGAGUUAAGCAUAAUCAUUUCAACACAAAGUUAGACCACAGUGUUAAACAUGGAAUUAAAAAAGAAUCUUGCCUCAGUUUGAACAUUUUGUGCUAGCUAAAGAACUAAAGUAAAUACUAGGUCAAAAUUACCCUAACCUUCAAAAUGUGCAAAGCCAUGUCAAUUCUAAUUGUUAUUGAAAAGGAUAUGUAAUGAUCAUUCAGGCUUCUAAAAUUUACAAAGAUGAUGAAUAUGGAUUGAAAAAAUCAUGCUUAGGUGACAUUGAUGAUUGGGACAUGAAAUUCUCUAAAUUAGUGAAAACUUGAAUUUAAAGUGUUAGUUAAUCUACAGGGACUUUUGUCAUCUAAAGAAAAAACUUUGAGUAAUGUGAAUUACAGAUCAAAAUAUAUUAGUUAAAUUUAGGCUCAAUUUAUCAAAGUUUGAUAUUUUGGCCAUUUCUUCAUGUGUGUGAAUUUAUUAGGCAAAGUGUAAUAGAACAUGUAUUUGUUAUGAGUAUAUGAAAACUAUGGUAAACUUAUGACAUUAUGCUAUCAAGUCACACCUUAUUUAUGAAUUAACAAUUUUAAUUGUUGGAUAUUUAAAAAAAAUUGAGUCUUAUUUUUUUUAUAUAAUGAAUAGUUAUUAUUCUGAAAAAAAAUCUACAUAUACAUGUUAUAACAAGUAGAGAUUUGUAUGUUUUACUUUGUUAAGUACUUAAAACAUUUAUACUCUUCCAAUUAAAUACCACAAAAAAUUUUCAAAAAUUUUGCAUGGCAAUUAGCCAUACAAGUUCAAGAACUGUAACUCGACUUUUAAAUAAAAGUAUAAUCAAUUAUGAAUAGCUUUUUUGACAAGCAGAGUCACUUUUAAAAAUUUUCAAGGUGAGGUUAAAAGUAUUGAUCUAACCUAUCAUAUGAUAGGGACUGAACGCUGUAUAGGGGCACACAUUCCUUUUCAUUUUUCCUUUCACAAUUUUUGCAUUUUUAGCUUGCUAUUAUUGCAACUUGUGACACUGACAAAAUAUUGCUUACAAGAUUAUGGAGAAGGUUAGUCACAUGGAAAAGAAAAGAAUCAUAACUGCUCUGCAAUUUCCGUGAAUGGGUUUCUCUCUGAAAAAGGCUGAGUAGUUAUGAAUGGGAAAGAAAAAAGGGCUUGCAGUAGUUAAUUGCCGCAAGAGAACUCUGUGUUGGUGUUUUGUCAUUUUUAUGUGUAUGUUAGAUCGGGAUAAGUUUGAAACAGACCAGUUGACAUGGGUAGAUAAAGGCAUUGUGUAGGAGGGGUGGGGAAAUUCUGUAUCAAACUGUGGAGGGAGUCAAUAAAUGUGUAAUGAAAAAAGACCUUUUUUUUAUCAAAAAUUUAAAUUAUUUCUUAUAUUCUAUAAUAGAGACCCAUACUGCUUUGAACACUGAAGUAAGUACAGUGUAAUUUGAAAGAGGAAAAAUUAUGAUGGCAUUAAGAAAAAUAUUUUUUGCAUUUAGUAACAUUAAAAGUCAAUAUUCUAUAAGACAGAGACCCACCAUACAUAGAAUGUACUGCUUGUGGAGCAUUCUGGGAUAUAUUGAGGACAUGGUAAGUUUGCAAUAACAGACUCUGAUCUGUUUCAAGGUUUAGUUCGGAAUGAAGGUGUGGCAUAUUUGCCACCCUGGUGUUUCUAAUUUGCUAGUCUCCUCAUGAAAUCCCUGGCCUAUCCAAUCUCACUGUGAUAAUCUUGCAUUAGUGACAGAAGUAAAUAGUGGGGUUUUUUUUUAAAUGAAAAAUUGAAGUAUUUAAAGAAUAUUUAACAUGCUAAUAAUAAAAUCCAAUCACAACUGGAUAGUAUGAUAGGCCAGUGGUUUGUGAGGAGUGUGGUGGAUCAGAAACAUCUGGCUAGCCAAGAUGGAAGGUUGACACUUAUCUUUUCUUUUUUUUUCAGAUUUCUUAAUUUGAUUUUAAUAUGCAAUUGAAUUUUCUAAGUUUUGCUUAUUCAAGAGGAUUCUUUUGAAUCACUGUCUUUUCUAAGUCUUCUUUGUAAUUUCCUGCUAUAUAAUGAGAGUCCUCUAUUAAUUUUGAUUAUUAGUUACAUGUAUACAUUGUCUUAAAAAAUGAUUCAUGUAGAACAAAAUGAAUCUCUUGUAGCAUAUGAGUGUCCAAUUUGAUUGAUAAAUGCCUUCUUUUUUUUUGUUCUGUCUGUCUGUCUGCAACAAUUUAACGUCCACCAUAACUUUUGUUUGUGCAAGGGCCUAAAUAUUUCAUGUGUAUUCCUUGCUUUAAGACCUUUCAUUUUCGACCUCAUGACCUUGACCUUGGAAUUUGACCUACUUUUUAGAAAACGUUAACCAUGGCCUCGGGACAACAUUGUUUUACAAACACAUCUUGUUUUACAAUGUAUGUGAACAAAUCUGACUUAAAGCAAGGGUGAGGUAGUAGCCUUUGAAAAGUUCACGUUUGACAUGAGUUGUAUGUGAUACUUAGAAACACAUUGUAUGUCUUGAAUUCUAAUAUUUUUGAGAUAUUGAAUUUGAUUUUUUAUUUUACCUUUUAUUGAUUUUAUGGAUUUCAUAAGCAUUGUGCUUUAAAUAAUUAUGUAGUAAUUGAGGUGGGACUGAGGGUUUUGGCUCCAGUAGCUCAUUGGUUAGAGCAUCUGACUAGUAAUGCUAGGAUCUGUGGUUCAGUUCCCUGUGUGUUUAUGAAUUUUCAAUGUAUGUAAACUCUACCCUCGAUUGCAUACAUCAAAUAUUUUAAUAGGAAACUGUUUUAAUAAAUAUUAACUUGGAUUGUUGUAAAGAAUAUUCAUUGAACCUGUAAUAACUAAUGGAGUUUUUAUUUCUUUCCCUAACAUUGUUUUAAAUGUUUAGAUUUUCUUAUGAUAACAUUUGUCUAUUGUAUUGUGUUUUAUAAGCAUAGUGAAAAACAUAUACAACACAGUUAACAUAAAUACAUGUUGCUUGUUAUGUAAAUGUUUUAUUUGCUCUAUUUUGUGGAUCAACAUUAUGGAAAAAGGACUAAAGAUGUACAUUGAUUUCAUAUUGUACUAAUGUACUAAAAGGUAGAUGUGAUUGUCAGCUAUUAAUACCCUUUAUAUAUUUAAACAGGUGUAUUUGUGCUUAAUAAUAACUAUACAAUUAUAUUUUGAAAAGGUAGCAGUGAAAUUGUUUUAAACUUAAGGAUUAUAGCAUAUUCACUAAAAUGUGAAUUGUUAAUAUUAUGUUUAUGAGUUACCAAUUUUCAGUAAACAGGUACAGGUAAUGAUGAAAAGAAAAAAAAUCAUAGUUCCUGUAUAGAAAUUAAGUUCAUAAAUAUUGUCCUGAUAUUUGUUCUUUUUUUAUGUAAUUUACAGCAUAGGUAAUGUUUGCACUUUCGCACUUUCAUUCUAGUUAUGGUUAUGGGUUCUUGGGGAAGGGUAUGGAUAAUGUGAGUAUAUAGAGUCCAGGGUUGUUCCUAAGACCUAGGGGCCGGGGAAUUUUCCCGCCUUUAAUGAUUAAUCCCACGGUUAUUUGCCAAUGGAUAUUCCUCCUCAGACCCCUGUUAGGGGAGGAACUCCAGACCCCCUCCUACCUUUUUAACAUCCUCUGUUUAUUUAAUUCUUAAUACUUCUAGGGACAACCCUGAAUAGAGAGAGAGAGUAUGUUGAUGGGACAUCUGCAGAAAGACUGCAAAAUAUAUUUGCAUUAGUUAAGUUAGAUAUGUAUUGCACUUUUUGGUCACCUUCCUAGUAUACAGAUUUUCAAAGACGGGGAAUUUUUGGGUAGUGAUUGCAUUAAUAAGAAAACCAUUAUCAUUUUGUCAUUUCACUAUAGUUUUGGCUUUGAAUUUUUAUUAUUUCAAUAUACAUGUAUGUAAACUUAUGUAACAAGUAUAUGAAUAUGUAUUUUAUUUUGAAAGAAAUAUAUUUCAUUACCAACAUUAGUAUAAAUUAUAUACAUGUGCAUCUUUCCAAGUUUGAAUGUAACUAUAUUUACUAAUAGAUGAAUAUAGUAAAAGUAUUCAGGCCUCAAGACCAUAAACUGAGGGAAAAAAACUUAUGAAUAUCAGAAUAAAUAUAUCUUUUGGAAUGUUUGUAUAUGAAUAUUAUACAAUGCUUCAAUUCUUUAAACUUGUAUGUGAAAUAAAAAUCAUGAUUUUUAGAAUAAAAGUUUUAAGUUCUUAAUUUAUGGUUAUGAGGCCAGAUAUGAUCUCAAAUUGCAAGGCCUGUCUUUUUCCGAGUUUAACAUUGUAUAUUUCAUUAAGCACCUCUACCUCCUAAUUUUGUUUAGUGCUUCACAGAUUAUUUGUAUUUGUUCUUAUGCAUGUUGCUAUUGGUGUAAUAAAAAAAAAAUUGUGAAAAAUUA
Messenger RNA from Saccostrea echinata, 8476 nucleotides. RefSeq lists its product as uncharacterized. The coding region runs from base 108 to 3761 and encodes 1217 amino acids. NCBI's taxonomy places the organism in Eukaryota, Metazoa, Mollusca, Bivalvia, Ostreida, Ostreidae. The record is from RefSeq and is a predicted model, not a curated record. The transcript has 14 exons. Gene Ontology annotation, biological process: regulation of cell cycle; negative regulation of apoptotic process. Gene Ontology annotation, molecular function: cysteine-type endopeptidase inhibitor activity involved in apoptotic process. Gene Ontology annotation, cellular component: spindle microtubule; cytoplasm; nucleus.